This is a messenger RNA of Lasiosphaeria miniovina, 1842 nucleotides long. Its product is annotated as POT family-domain-containing protein. The coding region runs from base 1 to 1842 and encodes 613 amino acids. The transcript is spliced from 3 exons. Gene Ontology annotation, molecular function: transmembrane transporter activity. The record is from RefSeq and is a predicted model, not a curated record. Gene Ontology annotation, cellular component: membrane. Gene Ontology annotation, biological process: transmembrane transport; oligopeptide transport. Lineage: Eukaryota; Fungi; Ascomycota; Sordariomycetes; Sordariales; Lasiosphaeriaceae.
AUGGCUGAGGAUCUAACGACCCUCGACCCUGGCGUCGACUUUGUGAAGGGCGAGGUUUCUGCGGCACCGGCUCUGUCGCCAGCUCCCUCGUACGAGAAGACGGACCUCAGUCUCGAUGGCAGACCCCCCACAGACGAGGAGCUGCUGACUCUGCGGCGCGUCUCCGAGAAGAUCCCGUGGAGCAUCUACUCGAUUGCCUUUGUCGAAGCAGUUGAGCGUUUCUCAUACUAUGGAACCACGGCCUGCUUCACCAACUUCAUCCAGCACGCCCUUCCCAUAGGGUCGACGACAGGUGCUGAUGGAGGCGGCGGCCAGGCUGGUGCCCUCGGUCUGGGCCAGCGCACCGCCACUGCCUUGACCACGUUCAACUCUUUCUGGCAGUACACAAUGCCUCUGUUCGGUGCCUAUGUCGCCGACAACUACCUCGGCCGUUUCAAGACGAUUGCGUUUGCGCUGGCCAUCGAUCUCGUCGGCCACGUCGUUCUCGUCAUCUCCGCCAUCCCCCCCGUCAUCAAGAACCCCAAUGGAUCCAUGGCCGCCUUCAUCAUCGGCAUCAUCACCAUGGGUUUCGGCACUGGUGGCUUCAAGCCCAACGUUAACCCUCUAAUUGUCGAGCAGCUUGAAAUGGAUGUCAUGACUGUCAAGACCCUCAAGACGGGCGAGAGGGUCAUCGUCGACCCUGCCGUCACGGCUUCUAGAGUUUAUGACUACUUCUAUAUGUUCAUCAAUAUCGGCGCCCUGUGCGGUCAGAUCGGCAUGGUCUAUUGCGAGCAUUAUGUUGGCUUCUGGUUGUCGUUCCUGCUCCCCACAGCCAUGCUUUGCUUCUGCCCGCUUGUCAUGAUGUACGGCCGCAAGCGCUACAAGCGUGUCGAGCCUCAGGGGUCUGUCUUGGGCAAGGCGUUCAAGCUGUUCGGCAUUGCCAACAAGGGCCGCUGGUCUAUCAACCCCGUCAAGACGUACAGACAACUGCACGACGGCACUUUCUGGGAAUCGGUCAAGCCGUCCAAGUUCGACGCGGCUUCCAAGCCAAAGUGGAUGGACUUCAACGAUGCCUGGGUCGAUGAGGUCUCUCGAGGUUUCAGCGCAUGCGCCGUCUUCAUGUGGUAUCCUCUCUACUGGCUCUGUUACAAUCAGAUCAACAACAACUUGAUCUCGCAGGCCUCCACGAUGCGUCUGGCCGGAGUCCCGAACGACGUGCUGACGAAUCUGAACCCGUUCUCUCUCAUCAUCCUGAUCCCGGUGCUUGACACUUUUGUGUACCCAGCAAUUCGCAAACUGCGGCUUAACUUCACCCCCAUCAAGCGCAUUGCCGCGGGCUACUUUGUCGCCGCAGGAGCCAUGGUCUGGGCCAUCGUUAUUCAGUACUAUAUCUACAAGAAAAGCGACUGCGGCUCGCACGCUUCGGACUGCCCCAACGUCGACCUCAUCGUCUGGGCCCAGACAGGCUCGUACGUGCUCAUCGCGCUCUCCGAGGUGCUCGCCUCAAUCACCAGUCUCGAGUACGCGCAUUCCAAGGCGCCCGCGAACCUGCGCUCCGUCGUCCAGUCUAUCUGUCUCUUCAUGAACGCCAUCUCCAGCGCACUGGGCUUCGCGCUCGUGCCCCUCGCCGAGGACCCCUAUCUGAUCUGGAACUACGGCGUCGUGGCGGUUGCGGCUACUAUAGGCGGCAUUUUGUUCUACCUGCAGUUCCGCGGCCUCGACAAGGAGGAGGACCGCCUGAACCUGCUCCCCAAGGGCACCUUCAAGCCUAACGAGGACCAAGUCAACAACGGCCUCGAGGACGGCGGUGUCGCACCGACACCGGUGACGACAGGCUUUGAGAAGAGCGAGAUGAGUAUCUGA